AUGGGCAGUUUUCCAUGUGUGAUCAACCCCGGAAACUCUGAAGAUGUUCCAUUUGAUUCCCCAAGCAGAAGUGUACGAUCUCUCGAAACGGCUAGUGUCACAACCGCCUCAACCCCAGACGACAUCAAAACUCCAGACUCCGCUGGCCUAAGUGGAUUCCACUUCCAUAUCGAUCAUGACAACGCAGUCGCAGGUCCUGAGGGGCCACACCUCUUCCGCAUGUCUAGCGGGUCUUUCGAUAUCAAAUCCUCCGUCGAGAUCGACUUGAUUUAUGACGAGCUACCUGACAGUGCGACUACCCCUCUAUACUCAUCCGCAUCUAAGCUCGGUCCAGAGCGACGGGAUACACCUGUGCCAAGCGUUCCUAAUGUGAGGACACCCCUUCAGUCGGUACCUGAAGUCGAUGGUCCCUUAGAGCCUGAACAGAAUGAAGUAUUGCGAUGGACGCCACAAGACGUUGUAUCAUGGAUGCAAAAGCUCAACUUCGAUGAAGGCAUCAUCGAGAAGUUCUUCAUUAACGAUAUCAACGGGUCGGUUCUACUCGAUCUUCAAGCCGAGGAUCUAAAGGAACUCGAUAUCCAGUCUUUUGGAAAGCGACAUGGACUGAUGGCCUCAAUUCGGGCACUCCGAAACAGCGUGCAUGGCUCUCUUACCGAGUCCCAGCCAUCCAUCCCUUCUGAGCCUGUCUCCCGCGAGCCUACCCCUCACUCGACAGCUGCAGAUGUUGGCCCUCGGAGUUGCAACUCGACACCAGUUACUGGCGAGGAUUCCUCUCCGAUAAAGGAAGCUUUCGAAGAGCAUCGACGUCGCCGCCAACGAGUUAUUCGACCAAAUGACUCGGUCUCCAUUGUUGGCAUCGAGCAAGUAUUCCCUAAGAUGCAUCGUUGUCGGAAGGGUGAAGACUGUCGCAGGUGGCAAAAGCAGUAUGCUAGAAUGUCCCAGCUCUCACGCGAUCUUCCUAUCGAGUCGGUGGGUGGCCCGGUGGUCGUUGCUGGCGACCCUGGAAACGCUGCCACUGCGCGCAAUAUGACCAACCCACCCAAAUCAGAUGUCACUCCUUCUAUUGUUGCUUCGUCCGAUGCGCUUGGCCCCAACCAAUCAACUGAGCUCCCUUUGUCAGAAGAAAAGCUGCACAGUGUUGAGCCAAGAGACCCCCAGGAGAAUGUGCGCAAUUUUCUCAACUUCCAGAGACUCAGCCGCCUGCAACCCGUCACCGACCCCUCGACUCCCCCUACGGAGACUUUCCCAUCCCCUGAAGCCGAUUCACCCGGCACCCUUGCUGAAAACCUUCGCACUCUCCCAAGACUCCAUAUCCCCAGCACUCAUCUCUCAUCGAAAUCCUCGGCGUUCUCCCCAAUCCACUCCGGUCAACGUACCAUUACCCCUGGUAUGGUUCGCGGAAAGAUGGCACCUUUUCAAAGCAGCAACCUUCAAUAUUCUGCGGGCACGCAGAAUGACCUCUUUUCUCCCUCGGACUAUUACCGACAAGAUCCCCAUUACGGGCAGAGUAGUCCAUCCUCGGAGAUGGAUGUCGAUGUUCCCCUUACAGCUAUCCCCGUUGGGCCCAUCGAGAGGAUCUUCUCCCAAUCAGUUCCCCCGGACAUGCGAUUUGGAAACCAAGCGCAACAGAUGGCCGAGCCAAUCACUCGUCCAGUUUCCACCAAGGUCGAUAACCACCGUCGAAAGCUUUCCAUCAAUACUCCGCAGAAUGGUACUCCACUCACUCGAUUGAAUGAGGAUCGAGUUAUGUCGCCUAUUGAUACUCCGGAGGAUUUGGAGCAUACACCACGCGCUGCUCCCUGCCGCCAAAAUCCCUUCAGUCCCUCUGGAGAAUUUUCCAACAACGUGAUUCGCAGUGGUUGGCUCAAGAAGCGAAAGACCCGCAUGCUCAAGCAUGAGUGGAACGAUCAGCACUACGCACUCCGUGGUACUAAGUUCGGCAUGUUCGCAGAUGAGGAGUCUGCUCGUCGCGAUUCGAAAGCCCUUGAGUACGUCGACGUCGACGACUAUGCUGUUGCAUGCUCAUCGCUCGCGUCGGAUUCAAAGUUGACAGCGGCUUUCAAGAGAACUGUCCUGAAACGCAAGGAUGAUACUCGUGGAGGCACAGCCUUCGCCUUUUCGCUGAUUCCGUCGCCCAAAGGCAAUGGCUCGGAGCGAAAAUUCAUUUUCGAGAAGGGUGUCAAAUCUCACCACUUCGCAGUGGAUAGUGCUCCAGAGCGCAUCGAAUUGGUGCGCGACCUUAUGCUGGCAAAGGCUCUGCGACGCGGUCGCGAGAGCGGCGCAACCCUCAACCUCAACGGCAAUGCGAUCUAG
Molecule: messenger RNA, 2313 nt
Organism: Penicillium waksmanii
Lineage: Eukaryota; Fungi; Ascomycota; Eurotiomycetes; Eurotiales; Aspergillaceae
Product: SAM and PH domain-containing protein
Exons: 3
Coding region: 1-2313 (770 amino acids)
Molecular function (GO): protein binding
Source: RefSeq, a predicted model, not a curated record